UCCAAAUAUGUCAUAAAAAAUUCAAUUAUAUUUCAAUUACCCCCUAGGUAUUACACUGAAAAGAACAUUUUGUUCCUGCUGCCCUUGGCUCCAAAAGAAACAGAAUAAUGAGACUUCUUGGCAUUUUCUGUGCAUAAAAUGGUCCUGAAGCUGCCUGAGUCCUUGGCCAUUGUGAGCGGCUACGUGCAGCCGUACCGUGCCAUGCAGCUGCUCCUGCACUGGGGCUUGUCUUUGAAACCUGGCUCUGAGCACACCGUUGACCACAAGCACUUUGCUGGGGAGGUUGGGCCAAGGAAGAACCCAUAUUACCAGCAGAUACUCGAGCACCUGCACAGCAUCCAAGGAGAAGGUAAUGCCCUGCUGGCACUGCAGAGGAAGGCUGUAGCAACUGUUGGCUCUGUGCACAGGGAAAGCUUGCACAGCAGCAGUUCACCGCUGCUCCAUUUCUUCUCCCAGAUUGAUGAUCUUCAGCAGUGAUCAUGAUGAGGGGAUAGUGGCCACCCUCAGCAAGUUUGCUGAUGAUACAAAGUUGG
Meleagris gallopavo (turkey) is the source of this 533-nucleotide messenger RNA. The record is from RefSeq and is a predicted model, not a curated record. NCBI's taxonomy places the organism in Eukaryota, Metazoa, Chordata, Aves, Galliformes, Phasianidae.